UCUUCAGCCCUAUCACCCCCUAGACCUCAGAAGUGGAGCUCAGCAGGUGUGAGCCUGGCCAGUACCUGGAGGAGAGACCUCCUCGGGAAGAGCUGAGGUUGCUGCUGGGAGAGGUGUUAGGGGGGCCAGUAGGGGGCGCUCACCCUGUGGUCUGUGUGGUACCUAAUGCCUCACUAUAGUGACAGGGCCAUGACAGUGUAAAAAAGGUGCUGUCCUUUGGAUGAUUUUUAAAACCUAGGUCCUGACUCUUUGUGGUAAUUACAAGUCCCAGGGUGUUUCUUGAAAAGAGUAGGGGUGUUACCCCAGUGUCAUGGCGAUGUUGCACUGGUGCUGAGCGUACUGGUGCUCUCUGGCCGCCGUUGCGUCAUCCAGGUGGGGUUACACAUUGCUGCUGGUGGAGGGGAGUCCCCAGUAACUGUAAAGAGCUUUGAGUGGAAGGCACACUAUAUGAGUGUAAGGAUCUCAUCGGUUAACUCGGCUUCCUUGCUACAACCCUCUUUCUAGCAAGGGAGUGGUGAGGCGAGGGCCGUGCUUGUGCACGUUGAUGAGGGCUCUUGCACUCCGGUCUCUGAAACUGGUGCAGUCGCAGCUGUGUGCCGCACGCACACCAUAGACCAGAGUGCACGGGGCAAAACGCUGCAAGAACUCUCAGGUGGACAGGGGUGUGCAGUAGUGGUGAGGAAUCUGCACCCGGGGACAAGCCAUGUCAGUUUUCAAAACUGGGGAUUGUAUUUCCUUAUGCUUAUGUUCCGUGCUACCAGUUGUGUGUUGCUUUGAACAGUGGUCAGCUGCCAGUGUCAUUCUUAUUUACCGUCCUGUGGCGGAUUGUGCACUGUGUGGUGUUGUGUAUUGUACUGUGCAUGUCCCAAGGGGAUGGCAAGAAUAAGAAUCCCAGUGUACUAUGCAUGUACAUAUGGCAGAUAAACUCCCUCUCUGUUCGGUUUCCCUUAUCUGUACAGGAUGUACAGUAGACCUAAAUAUUUUGUACCAAGAAAGCUGAUGAAACAGUUGUGUGUAACAUAACACCCCACAGCAGGGAGUUUCCCUGUUUUAAACCUGUCUCCUAACUCCUUGGAAUAACUGUCAGCUUUUGCCAAUACAUUCGAGGAGUGAUGGAUUCCCUGUGUGUGUUGGAUCACAUAAUCCCGUUUCUGUUGCCACAGUACGGUUCUGUACAAAGAUGCCAACAAGAAGACUGUGACCCCCUGUUAUUGUACUUAAGAGCUGUAGUGUGUUGAAAUCAGCACAGCCUAUGCUGAUGGUAUGAGGGGAAAUGUUUCUGAACUGUUGCCUAGAGGCUGUGUGCCAAGCAGUUACUGCACUAAUUCACUUUUGCAUCAGCUUGGUCACACUUUCUAAUGAGAACCAGGGUCUCCUGCUGAAUCCCAUGAGUACCUUAUGAAGUGUUCUCAUGGAAUUAGAAGGUGUGAUGGAAUAACCCACAGGAUAAUGCUCGCCCCUAGCUUGAAAUAACGUUAUUCACGUUGUGAGUUAGUAACAUUUUCUAACAAUGGCCACGAACCCUAUAUUCAUGGUGAACUGCGUAUGAAGGAUGUUGGGCUCGGGCUUCAUGUCUUAUUCCUUGACAGCUUUGUGAGAAUUCACUAGGAUUCUUUUUUUCAGUUCAGAUUCUGAGGCUGAAUGUUUUGUGGGUGUUACAGCACAUGGCAAAAUGAAGUUUGCUCAACCCUGCGGUUAGUGUUACCAGUGGAAGAAGAUGCUGAAUGUUGACCAGGGAAAAGCUCAAACAAGGGCUCGAGCACCGCGAUCUUGCUGGUAACUUCAACAGCAGUGUUUCCUAGCUCUGGUCCUGGUGAUGUCCUAGGUCCUAGGGCAGCACCCCUACUGUGAUCAAUGCCUUUAAGUGGCGGGCUUGCUUGUUUAAACCACAGGUUAACCUGUUCCUGCGCUCUGCCCCCAGCUUCAAAAACGCCCAGUUUCUAUGUGUAUGAUUCCCAACAGGACCUGCAGUGCAUCCCAGGCAGAUGACUGAAAUCCUCUUUGAUUGAAAUGUUUGAGAGAACAAGGCUGAAGAUAAAAUGCAGAAGGGAGGGUAUUUGUCUGAAGAAAUUCUGUUAUUGACCAUCUUCAGUAUGGAGUGUGUCCUAUUUACCAGUUUGACAAACAGUAUUAAUUGACAAGGUGGGCAGUAAAAAAUCAGAAUGUGGUGAAAUUAACUGGGGGGAAUAAAAUAAAGAGAUUGUCAACAUGUUAUAAAGUAGGAUUUACUCGCAUGUUAGUGUAGUGGUCUAAUACUGCAGUUUGCACUGUCAUCGCUUUCAGUGCCGGGUAUUAACAUUGCUUUGUCUAUAUGUAAUCCACCCCAAUCCCUAUAGACCGCGCUGCAUCAAGUGCAGUUUUAGCAGUCUAGUCUGCACAUUACGUCAUUUUUACGCGCGGGGACAGUCGCCAUCUUGUCUAGGUAUUGGGGGAUCUGUGAGUGUGUUAUUGUGGUUGUUCUUUUAUGUUUAGUUAUCUUAGAACAGGUGGCGACUCGUCUAGUGAAAUGCAAAACCGUUUUUGUUUUCUAAUAUGCAAGUAAAAGUAUUUUACGGUAAGUGUCGCGCUAUAAAAACAAGAACACCACCUUUUCAAACUGAGACUGCUACUGUCAAUUAAUUGUUUUGCAUAAAUUGGAUACGAUGUUCUCUUUCCCCUUCAUAGCGUUCAUAUUAUACGACAUGCCCGUCUAUUGCGCUGCUAUUAAUUGCUCAGAACUCCGCAAUGAAGACACGUUGAGGAGGGGAAUCAGCUUCCACGGUUUUCCAAAGAAUCGGUUGAGAAGAAAUCAGUGGAGACUUGCAGUUCUACGGCAGACCACCGAUAACAAACUUUGGGAGCCCACGAAAUUUAGCGUUUUGUGCAGCAAACAUUUCAGAGAGGAAAUGUUUGACCGAACUGGGCAAACAGUUCGCCUGAGGGAUCACGCUGUGCCUACGGAAUUUGUCUUCGGAGUUAGGAAGGGGUCUGCUGAGGACGAGUCCAGCCUGGACAUGCCUUCCAGCUGCGUCGCCGUCAACUGCUCCGAGGAGAGGAGCCAAGACACCUUGAACAGGGGCAUCACUUUCCACAGGUUUCCUAAGGACCCGGUGCGCCGCAGGCAGUGGCGGGCGGCCAUUCGCCGGCAGACGCCCGACAAGAGGCUGUGGGAGCCGACCAAGAGCAGCGUGAUCUGCAGCAAGCACUUCACCCCGGACACGUUCGACCGCACCGGCCAGACGGUCCGUCUCCGCGCCGCCGCCGUGCCCAGCGUCUUCGACUUCGCCAGCAAGAGGAAGCGAGGCGAAGAGGGCGAGGAAGAGCAGCAGGACUGGAAGGAGGAGCAGCCGAGGUGCCGUUGCAGGGACCGACGGAGGAGAAAACAGCCGAGAGGUGCGAAGACCCCAGCUCCAAGCACGCCAGACGGCGCCUCCAGUAUAGGAGACCUGGUUCUGGCUGCGGAGCUGAUGGAGGUGGUCACCGACACGGUGCGGGCGGUGCAGCUGGGCAUCCGGGUCCAGCGCGGCUUCGAGAACGACCACGGCAACUACUCGCUGCCCUCCGACCCGGCUGUGCUCAGCAGCCUGGUCCGCACCCUGGCGCAGGACCAGCACCGGCAGGAGCAGGCGCUGCUCAACCUGAAGGUGGCGAUGGAGAACAGGGACAAGCUCUUCCAGAAGAAGAAGAAGCAGUGGGAGUGGGAGCUGCACAUGGCGACGGCGGCCCGCGACGCGCGGAUCGAGGCCCUGGAGGACCAGCUGGCCCAGCUGCGGGCCGAGGGGGCGGCCACCCAGCGCGAGCUGCGCCAGGCCCGGGCGGAGGCCAGCGCCAGCGCGGAAGCCAUGCUGAGCCUGGGCACCCAGCUGCGGGAGCGCCGCCACCGGAGCCAGGUGGGCACGCUGUCGGCCUGCGCCCUCCGCGGCAGCCCCAAGUGGCUGCGCUUCUACACCGGCUUCGACAGCUACGCCCGCUUCCUCGCCUUCCUGCACUUCCUGCAGAGCGGGGACGGAUCGGGGCUCUGCUGGCAGCAGCCCUGCCUCCCCGAGGAAGGGGGGGGGCAGGGAGCCGGAGCGGGAGCCCCCGAGGGCUACCUGGAGGUCACGACCCCAGCUUCUGAAUGCAGCAACUUCGGUGGUGAUCUAACGCAGGUCUCGGACGCGGAGGCGCCGGCGGACCUCUGGACGGCAGCCGGGGCGGCGCAGGCGGACGGCGAAGGGGAGGCGAGGGAGCCGCUGCGCAGGACAGAAGGGGGCGCCCCCAACCUGCUGAGCGCCGAGGACCAGCUGCUGCUGGUGCUGGCCCGGCUCCGGCUGGGCCUGCUGCUCCAGGACCUGGCCUUCCGCUUUCGGGUGGCGGAGUCCACGGUCUCGCGGAUCUGGGUGCACUGGAUGGAGCUGAUGCAGAAACGGCUGCAGCAGAUCCCAGUGAAGUGCAGCCAGCGCUAUAUUAGCUUUUUCCGGCCCAAGCACACCCUCAUCCUGGGGGACGGCCUGACCCUCACCGUGCUGGAGUGCGCCGACCUCCUCUUCGAGGUGCCCUCUCGAGACCGCCAGCGCGGCGGCGGCUCGGACAGGGCGGGCGAGGGCCCCCCGGACCUGGUGUCCCAGCCUUACCGCGCCCUGUGCCCGCGCCGCGGCUGCGUCCUGGCCUCCCCGGCCGGCUACCUGGGCUUUGCCAGCGCCGUGCGUCUGGAGGAGUGGGAGGCGCUGGGCGCCGAGGACCUCCUGCCCAGCCAGGCCCUGCCGCCCUACCUGUUCGACGAGGCCCCGGCGCCCGCCCUGCCCCCCGGCCGGCCGUCCCGCGAGGUGCUCAGCGUGCGCAGCCUGACGGACAAGGCCCUGAACUUCCGCUACCUGAGGGCCGUGCACCCGCUGAGCACGGCCGCCCAGCUGGACCGCGCCUGGGAGGUCUGCUGCUACCUGGCCUGCCUGCUGCACGAGCCCAUGGGCCUGAGAUAGGCGGGAGGGGAGGCAAGAGCAGGGAGCUGCGGUCCUGCUUGGGCUCAGUUCUGCAGGAGUCUGUGGGCCCGAGAUCUCGAGAGAGAGAGAGGGGGGGAGCCGCCAGGAAGGGCCCGUCUGCUCUCCCAGCAGAUGGAAGAAGAGAGCCGAGAGCACAGUAGAAGCGCAAAAGGCACCGGUCUCUCUGUAAGAGGGAGAGCAGGGCCUCCUGAAUGGUCAACCCACAGGAUCUCUUCACCGGCUGCUUCAGGGCCGGAGGAAGAGGAACUUCUCGGAGCCCGAAACCGUACGGGUCCCGGGCCGCGCUCUGCCCCAGCAAUGCUGUGGCUCAGAAUUUAUUCCAAUCCAGGGCUCUACUUUCUGCUGUGAUUGUACAAAACUAGAUUCGCGUUUUGUACAAAAGAGCUCUGCUGCUGGAGGUAAACAGAGAUGUAGUGUUUUUUUUUCCCCCAUCGGUAUGCCGUUUUCAUUUGUGUGGUUUUUGCCCUCUUUCCUGGGGAACAUUUUCUUAAGAAAAAAAAAUGCGUCGCUUUAUUUUCCCAGUUACCUAGCCCAGCGUGUGAAAGGCUUUUUGUUAUGAUGGGUCUUUUUUCAGAGAAGACCUUUGGCCCCAAUGUGUUAUGUUGAGGAGAGAUGCAUCCAUUUUUUUUUUGUGAGCAUUUCCUUGAAUCUCCCUUUAUAGGCAUGCGGUUUAUAAUCGCCAGUGUGCUUCGUGCCUGGGCAGAAUGAGGACAGGUCGGUGCGCCGCUCUGCACCACUCAUCUUCCAUCACGGCGUGGGCUCGGCCCUGCCCUGCCCAGCGCCAGCGAAGAGAGAGUGCUGCCCAGGUGAUUGGUCCCCUCAAUGUGGAGGAGUCCAGUGCCAGUUUGUCGCUGCUCGCACUCCACUUCGGAACGGGACCCCCCUGCUUGUUCAAGCUCAUCCAGCUUCAUCUGUUGCAAGUUCAUGUCCUCGUGUGAAAGGGGUGGUCACUUUUUCAAUUUUAAGGGCUGUUAAACUUACCCUAGGUUUGUUAGCCUUAAAUGUUGAUCAGCUUCUUCUAAAAUGUGCGGCGAAGAGUGAAGGUGGAGGGUGGUGUGUAGAAUGUAUGAGCAGUGCCCCCAGGGGUGCUUCAGGACUGUGUAAUCUGUGGUCCUUGUACGGUGUAAGCCUUUCACUUGCCAGAGAGGUGUUCAAUUAAUGUUGUAACUGAGUCUGAGUACAUGCAGAGUCUCUUGUCUGCAGUUCUACACGAAAUUGCCUGGUACUGGCUGUGUUUGAAGUGUGUUAAGCAAAAACUCAUGCCAUCCUCACUGAAGGUGUGGUGGGUGUGCGUGAGGCACGUUAAACCAAAGGUCCACAAAAGUGGAGUCAUUGAGAAAUGACUGUACCGGUUUUUAGGACUUUUUGUAAAAACUUGUUUGAAGAGCUGGAUUUCGGUCCUAAAUACACUCAGCCCCGCUUCACGUUCUAGGAGCAAUCCUCCCACCGAAACGUUUCAGCUCAUGGUUUUAUAAUGUAAGAUCAGUCAAAAUAAAAGCCGUAGUGGUUUGAGUUCG
Molecule: messenger RNA, 6475 nt
Organism: Lepisosteus oculatus (spotted gar)
Lineage: Eukaryota; Metazoa; Chordata; Actinopteri; Semionotiformes; Lepisosteidae
Source: RefSeq, a predicted model, not a curated record